CCCAUACACUGACUGAUAUUUACAGGAGCCGACUGUCAAAUGUUAAGGGAAAAUUCUGGUGACGGGUUUCUCCACGAUUACGGUACAGGAAACAUUCGCAUAGAUCGUCGUCGUCGUCGGGACAAAUCGGGAUCGUUUUUUAGUCAAAUUAGCUGUUAAAUAACGCAAUAAAUUAGAUGAAUCUUUUCAUAAAAGAUUGUUAAUUCAAUCGACGAGUGAAACCUGUGCUGGUGAAUACGGGUUGUCGAGUAGAGAUAAACAGAUUUGUUCCAUCAUAAAUCCAACACAAAGAUGAAAUCGUUCGGGGUGCGGGGUAUCGUUCUGCUUCACGUAGCACUGAUUGUGCUGAUCCAGCAAGUCUCGGCGGGUAGGGAUUUCUAUAAAAUUCUUGGCAUCCGGAAGUCGGCAGGCAAGAACGAGAUCAAGAAAGCGUACAGAAAACUCGCCAAAGAGCUUCACCCCGAUAAGAACCAGGACGAUCCCGAAGCGUCACAGAAAUUCCAAGAUCUCGGAGCCGCCUACGAGGUGCUGUCCGACGAUGACAAACGCAAGCUAUACGAUCGUUGCGGUGAGGAGUGCGUUAAGAAGGAAGGUAUGAUGGACAACACCGAUCCGUUUGCGCACUUCUUCGGUGAUUUCGGUUUCGGAUUCGGCGGAGGUCAAGAACAGAGGGAGACGCCGCGCGGAGCCAACAUCGUUAUGGAUUUGUUCGUGACGUUGGAGGAACUGUACAACGGCAAUUUUGUGGAAAUAACCCGCAACAAGCCGGUCAUGAAGCCGGCACAAGGCACUCGGAAAUGCAACUGCCGACAGGAGAUGGUCACACGGAAUCUGGGACCCGGUCGGUUCCAGAUGAUGCAGCAAACCGUGUGCGAUGAGUGCCCGAACGUGAAACUGGUCAACGAAGAGCGCACCAUCGAGAUCGAGAUCGAGCAGGGUAUGGAAGAUGGACAGGAAACUCGGUUCUCGGGCGAGGGUGAACCUCAUAUUGAUGGUGAUCCAGGAGAUUUGAUUCUGAAAAUCAGGACGGUUCCUCAUCAGAGGUUUGAACGACGAGGUGAUGAUCUCUACACUAACGUUACGAUCAGUUUACAGGACGCUCUGGUAGGAUUUACCAUGGAAAUCGAUCAUUUGGAUGGUCACAAAGUGACUAUCGAACGGGAGAAAGUCACUUGGCCAGGGGCUAGAAUUCGUAAGAAUGGUGAAGGUAUGCCAAACUAUGAGAACAAUAAUCUGCGGGGAACUAUGUACAUUACGUUCGACGUUGACUUCCCCAAGACUCUACUCAGUGAUACUGAGAAAGAAGAUAUCAAAAAUCUCCUGAAUCAACCUUCGGUCAACAGGGUGUACAACGGACUUCGAUUUUCGUAACUCCACGCGCAUAAGUCGAAAUCGACAAGACUUCUUAAGCAUUAGAAUAAAUUGACAUUAAAUGCAACAAAUUGAUCGUCCUAGUAAAAAUACCCUAAACUUUAAAAUGUAAUUUAUUGAAUCAAAUCUGAAUAGCAUUUUGAUGGGAACAUGAAAAUGUUACGUUGAAUGUAUUGCAGACUACACAGUCUUUAACAAUAGUAGCGUUCGGCAAGAGCUGUUACGAAUGCUAAAAGUCAACUCUACUUGAAGUAGCUUGUUUCGUUCAUUUUUGUGGACCGGAUUUUGAGUUUUGUGAAUUCCAUUUAUUCAUGAGUUAUAUGCUUAUUUGUGAUGUACGAGAGUUUUUGUGUAAAUAUGUGCUGAAGAGUAAAUGAAUUGAUAAUCGGAAAUACAAAGUGAACAAAUUUGAA
This is a messenger RNA of Armigeres subalbatus, 1784 nucleotides long. RefSeq names its product dnaJ homolog shv (gene shv). Gene Ontology annotation, molecular function: misfolded protein binding. NCBI's taxonomy places the organism in Eukaryota, Metazoa, Arthropoda, Insecta, Diptera, Culicidae. Gene Ontology annotation, cellular component: endoplasmic reticulum. Gene Ontology annotation, biological process: protein folding; protein maturation. The record is from RefSeq and is a predicted model, not a curated record. The coding region runs from base 292 to 1371 and encodes 359 amino acids. The transcript has 4 exons.